AUGGAAAUAAUCAAUGAGGCACUGGCGACAGAUGUCCCCCUUCCAAUCCGAAUCCUGUCGGAACUGGGCAAAGGAUCUUUGCAGAACUUUUUCCGCAAUACUCCCGAGGCAUCUGAGCCCUCUCGGCUGUUCGCCCUCUGGCGCAAACUCGUUCUUACCACAACCAGCCCUCAGGUGGUCAACACCCAUAUCACCGCUGCCUGCAAUGCCCUAUGCGUAUACCUGAACGGGGGCUCCUCAAGCGCGCUUGCUGAGAUCCGGGAUUUCGUCCACUCUGAAGAGACGUGGUUCGAUGCUUUUCAAUGUUGCCACAAAGCCUUCGGCGAUGGAAAAACAAAACCGGCCUUUCAAGUCCUGGAGAGUCUCUGCCACCUGCUCAAGGAUAUAGACCAAGACACCACCGCAACAAUCUUGAAAAGAGCCGCGCUUCCGUUGAUCAGGGUUGUUCUUCUGUCGUCCCCACGGUCAGAUCUCAAAAAGGCCUGCCUCAUUUUGACCUGUUUUGUUCGAAAAACACCAAUACUGGGCCAGUUGGAACCACUCGUCAGACAAUGCACGGAACUACAUUAUUUGGUUUGGAUGCGACUCCUGGCAAGAUAUAAUAUUCCUCUCGAACAGAUAUCCCAACUCGGUGGGGGCAGUAUCACAGAUCUUUUCCUUGCGUUAACCUUUGCCAUGACCGACCAUGAUACAAGAACUUCGGCUCUCAAGUUACGCUCAACUCUAUGCAGUAGCGACUCCAAGCUGGAGAUCUUGGCUCAGAGUGUUGUAGAGUUAUACCUUGAGAGCAAUCAAUCCGCACUGGGUGAUUUUGCAGAAAAUGUCUUGCCCACCAUCCUCAAUACCAAAGAAAAGCUCAUGGGUUUUGUCGAGCCGUACGUCAGCUCCGGGUUCGAGGAUGAGACGAUGAUGGCAGUGUUUCUCGCUGUUUUGAAGGUUGGACGGCUUCAGGGUCUUCUCUCCGAACAAGAGAUACUGGAAAUAUUCCGCGUCAGGCCUACCCGACUCUCCGACAAUGGGCCUGACUACUCUCGCUUCAAGCGUUUGAUGGCCACCGCCAGCCCUGAAAUACGAAUUCUCGCCUAUAACCUUCUCACCUCAUCACCGUCAGGAAACGCCCCCGUCCCCUCGGGUGUCCUGAACUGCAUUUUGUCGAGUCUGGACUAUCUGCAUGAUGAUGCUGAUGCGCAUGAGAGGAGCGAAAUACUGAGCACCACGCGGAGGCUGUUGAAAAGAAUUCAAUCCAGUUUCUUAUCCCUUCGUAAAUCAGCCACCUCACGUGCUGGUCUUAGCGAAAGCAAGACAAUUGAAGCAGAAUACAAAUCAUUUGAAUGUCGUUUGUACAAUUUCUUGAAGGCUGAACUUCGGGCUGGUGUCUCCUACCCGCGCCACAGUCUGAGCCUGCGCUCUUUGCAAUACUUCUUCGACACGACAAUCGCGCCGGAUGUCUUCGAAAAUGACAGAGAACUGGCCAAAUCUCUGUGCUGUCUUGUUCUCGACCCAUUUGAGGAAGUGCGAAGCACUGCCUCAACCCUGCUCCAGUUUCUCGCCGUCCAAGUUCCAGACUUGGUGUCUGGGGCUAUCAGCGCUGCAGCUUUGAAUAGGAUCGGGGUCGUGGCAGCUAAAACUAUCAGGGGUGAUCAUGCAGAUGGAUUGGGGAGGCUUUGGGCUGUGUCCGGUCUCUCGCACAAAUCCACGUUGCUGUCCUCCCCGAUCGGACACGAGACUGCAGCUUAUACAGGCCUGUCGCAACUUAUAUCACUAUUGAAACAACUAACGUCGACGUCCGGAGAUCUGAGGCCUGGGUCCAAGCAUCCCAUUCACGCCUAUUUGCUGGCAGUCCAUUAUCGACUAAGGGAUCUACAGGCUCAUGGGGAUGAACAGAUGGAUAAUAACUCUGUCCCAAUCUUGAAUAUUUGUGUCAAAGUCUGGGACCACGUGCGGACUCAACUUUGUGUUGACUCGCCGGAGACUUCAUCAGAGCCGGAGGAUGAAGACACUAAUGAAGGGCCUAAGGAUCUUCUGGCUUACUCGUGGCGAGCACUGCGAGACUCUAGUCUUGUCAUACAGUCCUUGAUCAUCGCUACAAAGCCUAGCAGGGUGCUGUAUUCGGCAAUCGGUGAUCUUUGUAUGGAUCAGCUAAUUUCCCUGCGGCAUCGAGGAGCGUUUUCCACCGUUGCUCAGACCUUCACAUUGUGCUGCGACAAAGUUCGCGCAAGUCCGGACGCUGCUACGCGUGAGCUCAUAGAAGCGUGGUACACAAUUGCACUGCAUCAGAUUGAUGAACAAUCCGAUCGUCUCACCCGUCGCUCUGCGGGCCUCCCUGCGAUGAUGGUGGCCCUGCUCAGUCCUGCUGACAACACGUUCUUCUCUGUCGCAAUUUCUGAUCUCAUGGACGUUGCUAAACGACCAACUGGUGACGGGGAUUCUGACGCGGGCAACAUGAAACUACCGCAGGUCCAUGCACUAAAUUGCCUGAAAGAAGUCAUGACCAACUCACGAUUUUCGGCUGUUGUUGUUCAGUAUCUUUCUGGAAUACUUGCAUUGGCGGCCAACUGUCUCUCUUCCAGGAUUUGGGCCAUCCGAAACUGUGGAUUGAUGCUGCUAAGGGCAUGCAUAAAUCGCCUCGAUUCGACAAGCGUAAACGAGGCCUCUAAUCACGUCGACCAACUUGCCAACCGCGAAGCCAGCACUGGCAAUCCGUUUAUGAUCGCGGUCCGUCUGCUAGGAUCAGCUACAGACAGUGCCAACAACCCAGAUUCCGCCACGGAACAUGUCUUUGCUGCAUUAGACCUGAUUGGUCAUGUGCAUCCUGAUGAAGCGAUGGCGGAUGAGACAAACAAUAUCAUCCUGCGGCAACUGUCUAACUCAACGUGGGCUGUCAGGGAUCAUGCGGCGUCCCUGCUGGCCACUCGACUAUCUGGCCUGCAACCAUCAUUCGCAAUGAAGAAGCUUAUCGGAGAACCUCGACUGAGUAGACAUGAGAAUGAAGCUCAUGGCAUGCUACUCUGUUGCAAAUACAUCCUGACAUUGGCUGGUGGAGCAACCACCGAGCCUGAAGUCAAGUCGGUCGUCGAUGUCCUUUUGAAAAGCACUUCAAGAGAAGAAAUAGGUGGACGCUCGCCUUAUGUCAGAGCUGCUUUCCUCGAUGUACUGAACGAGACUGCUGCGCUCAUUUUGAGCAACAGCUGGGAUCCUAGCAGUCUCGAGAACGCUUUCUCAUUCGAAUCCUUCCAGUCUUCAGCAGUGUGUAAUUCAGUUCACUGGCCCUAUCUCCUGCGCCGGAUCCUUCUGUACCGGACAUACCUCUACAUGCUCCGAGACGUUUCAUCCUCUUUUCCAGAUCAAGAAGAGAGCUCAUUGAUCACUUCAUUCCUUGCCGCACCGGAUUCGCUGCGUUAUUUGCUGGAUGUCAUCAAGGCCAAGCAUUGCAAAGCACCCGCACGCGCCAUGAUCAGGUUCCUUGUCAUUCUCAUACACCAGGGCUACGACGAGUUGUGCUCCCAGCCGGAUAUCCUUCAUCAAGCAUUUUCAUGCUUAGCUCACAGCCUAGAGCAUGCAAGAGACAUUCCUGUCGGCGUCCUGCAGCAGAUCAGUGGCAAUAUCGGCCUCGAUCAGCUGGCAUCCACUCGCGAGCUUGGAAACAUGGCGAUAGAGCUAGAAGCAUUUCUAUUGGGCAUAGAGCCACCAAGUCAUGGAGGUACUGAGGCUGCUUCACGAACCAAACAGUGGUUAUCACGGGUCGAGUUCGCAGCAGCCGACCUGUUGGAUUUUCCAACCAGACUCAGUGCAGCAAGAGCACUGUCAAGAUAUGCCGGGAGUUCCAAAGGCCUGCAAGGCCUUGGUUCGACGCAUGAAAUUACCCUUCGUUUGCUGCUGGUGUUGUAUGAUUUGUUGAACGAUGACGAUGAAGAGGUUCGCUUCGAGGCUGUUCAAGCUACGCGUGAGUUCCAGCUACGCCGAUCUCCUGCGAUGGAGAAUCUGGGACUGUGCGCUUUUGCUGCAAGGGAACUGCUGCUCAAUGAGAUAAACCAGCGGUAUCUAGGAACAGAAGCAUUGAGCUAUGCUGCUAUCACGAAGUUAAUGAAGGUCGGGCAAAAUGGGGAGGGUCCAGUUGACAUGGACGUGAUCACCGCCCCUUUUCAGACCCCAGUUGCGUCAAGCCUGCGUGUUAUCUUCAAGGGGAAGGACGAUUUGUUUGCAGAGGAAAGACAAAACCUCUACAUCGACGACCUUCGUGAGAUCAAUGUCUGGACCCAAAUCUUGUAUCUGGGGGGGCUGCGGUUCCUGACUCCAGAACAAACCGAAGAAGCGAUUCAAUGGACCUUGGAGGGAGUGAAGCAAAUCCUGCGUAUUCUUCAGAUGGAGCAAAGGUCCUCGACCCUGGCCUCAAAUUCGGAGCAGCACGACGCUGAAGAGAUGGACAAAGACUCUACGUUUUCCCACCCUCUGGGAGCGACCUAUGACCAUGAAAUCAUGGUAGUCUUCUUGCGAGUUGUCAGUCUUGCACGCAUCCUUCUCGCUGAUGGGAUUUCCACAGUCGUCUUCGACGACUUACGGGAACAGCUAGAGCGGGUGCGGGUGAAAUGUUUAGAUGCGCAGGUGAAUGAGGUCCUUCUAGGAGCGGUCAACCUUGCGCUCGUCGAUCAGUGA
This is a messenger RNA of Capronia epimyces CBS 606.96, 4653 nucleotides long. RefSeq lists its product as uncharacterized. The coding region runs from base 1 to 4653 and encodes 1550 amino acids. Lineage: Eukaryota; Fungi; Ascomycota; Eurotiomycetes; Chaetothyriales; Herpotrichiellaceae. The transcript has 4 exons. The record is from RefSeq and is a predicted model, not a curated record. Gene Ontology annotation, cellular component: cytosol. Gene Ontology annotation, biological process: tRNA methylation.